Zea mays is the source of this 1734-nucleotide messenger RNA. Its product is annotated as flavanone 3-dioxygenase 2. Lineage: Eukaryota; Viridiplantae; Streptophyta; Magnoliopsida; Poales; Poaceae. Bases 273 to 1577 code for a protein of 434 amino acids. The transcript has 3 exons. The record is from RefSeq and is a predicted model, not a curated record.
UUAGGGUUUCGUUGGUUGCAUCUAGAUCAAAGAUGAUUAAAGGAGAUAAAAUUCCUCUUGAUUAAAAUUGAAUAUAAGUGGAUUUAAUCUCCCUCAAUUGGCCUUAUUGAGUUACCACGCCUUGGCAUAUAAAUAUAUUAGUUGUCACCGCCCUACAAAGCACUUGCAUACUGAUGAGUGACAUUAAGACACAGUAUAUAUGUAAAGGAGUGAUCGUGCUUUAGAGCAUAGACACAGCAAUCCACUCUGCUAACUCCUUUCGUCUCCGUACCAUGGCGGCUAUCGCUGAAGAUCGUCAACCGCAGCAUGGCGUCAACAGAGAAGCUGCGACGAAGGCGGUACACACGCAGUUACAGAUGGAGCGUAGCGACGAAGGUGACAGCAGGAGUCAAGAGGAGGGCUCGUACUGCUACUGCCUGGUUAAAAGCGUGAGUCACCUGAGCCGCAAUAACCGUGGCUUUACCACGCUGCCAGAGAGGUACGUCCUGCCGCCGUCCGACCGCCCCGACGACGACGGGCUCGGCAGGGUGAAGCUCCCCGUCGUCGACCUGGCGCGCCUGCGCGAUCCCGCCUACCGUGCUUCCGAGCUGGACACGCUCGACGCCGCGUGCCGCAGCUCUGGAUUCUUCCAGGCCAGUACACUGCACGCACAGGCCUGUCAUCUUCUUGGGAGAGUUUGCAUCCAUACAGAUCGACCUAAAAUUAAAGCGCAUGCAUGCAUCUGUAUGUAUGUACGUGUACAGGUGGUGAACCAUGGGGUGGCGCCUGAGCUGGUCGAGGGGUUGCUGGACGUGGCGCGGCGGUUCUUCGAGCUUCCGCUAGUGGGGCGGGCACGGUACAUGUCGCCGGAUGUUCGAGCGCCGGUGAGGUACGGCACCAGCUUCAACCAGGCGAAGGAUGCCGUGCUCUUCUGGCGUGACUUCCUCAAGUUAGCCUGCCAGCCGCUACACGCCGUCGUCGCCUCGUGGCCUGACGAACCUGCUGAUCUCAGGGAAGUGGCAGCCAGGUACGCCAUGGCGAACCAACAGUUGUUCAUGCAGCUCAUGGGGGCAGCACUGGAGGCUCUGGGCAUCCCCUGCCACCGAAGCCAGGGUCUGCUACGGGAGCUGGAGGCGGGGUACUCGCAGAUCAUGCUCAACUGCUACCCGGCGUGCCCGCAGCCAGACCUCACGCUGGGGCUGCCGCCGCACUCUGACUACUGUCUCUUCACGCUCCUGCUGCAGGACCAAGUCAAGGGUCUCCAGGUCCUGCGCCGUGGCCACUGGUUCACCGUCGAUGCCGCCCCUGGGUCCAUCAUCGCCAACGUCGGCGACCAUCUUGAGAUCUACAGCAACGGGCUGUACAAGAGCAUGUUGCACCGCGUGCGGGUGAACUCGACGCAGACGCGCAUCUCGGUGGCCUCCUUCCACAGCGUGCCUGCGGAGCGGGUGAUCGGGCCGGCGGCGGAGCUGGUCGACGAGGCAAACCCACGGCGCUACAUGGAUACCGACUAUGCCACCUUCCUCAACUUCCUCGCAUCCGCCGAGGGGAAGCAUAAGACCUUCCUCCAGUCAAGGAAGCUGCCAAUGCUAAGCUAGCUACUAGGCUUGCGUUGGGUGUUAACUAAUUAAAACCCCAGCAUGCAGAGCUCACAAACUUCGCUUAAAUUAAUCACCCAAUGUGGUAUGUAUAUUAUUCACUACUAGGUAAUUAAGCUGCUGUGAGCCGAGUAAUCAUCAUCAAACUUGGUUAACA